AUACAUGUAGACUGAUUGUGGCAAAUUCCAUUAUUCGGUCCUUUCAAUCUUACAGCUCCAUGAAUUGAGUGAGUCUGUAUAUGACAUCGGUCAAUAGACUAUAGAGUGGAUUUCAUUUAUAAAAUAGUCUUCCGUGUUCUGGCCGUGUUUUACUUUAGUGAGUUUGUUAAUAAAUUCGUCAUGGAAUCCCAGUAGGCCCUAGCAUUUCACACAGUGAUCAGCAAGGCUGCUUCCGAUGUGAUGGUUUAUACCGUCAACCCACGGACUGUGCUUGUCAAUAACCAAGGCCUCGUCACUGAUGUGUGUUGGAAAUACCACGUGAAGUCACUCCUGCGAAAUUUGAAAGCGCACAGAUUCUCACCAUACGUACUGGCGGAUUGUGGAUUGUAUGGUCAACGGUAUAUACAUGUACAGUACAUGUACAUGUACAUGAACAUGUGCUGUACGCUCUUCGUGAGCAGGGACUGUCUGUCACCAGAUUGUAGAAUAUGUAAAUACUGAUUUUUUUUUCAAUGUCGAAUUUAUCUAUAGUGCUGCGGUUUGAUGUUUAUUACUGGAAUUCCUUUGAAUCAAGGUCAAUGUGUUUCUCUCGAGGUCGUGGAGUUUUGUUUCGGGUUGUUUAAUUAAAGAAUUGGUGUGGCCGUGAUGACUUGGAUGGAAAUACCAUUACCAUUCGUCGGUGGAUUGCACAACGAGACGUAGGGGCAACAUGGAUAUUAUGGACAGUGCUAGUGACUGGGACGAUUACGACGACACAGAGGAGGAAGAAGACGGUGAACCAUUUGAGCCAAAAAUUGCGACCAUCAGGAAGAAGGAAAAAGUUGAAGACUUCUACGACAUCAAGGAGCAACUUGGAAAGGGUCGCUAUGGCACCGUUUACCGAUGCAUCGAGAAGACGACAGGAAAGGUAUGGGCGGCCAAAUACAUCAAAGCUCUCAAGUCCAAAGACAAGGAUAUGGCGCGAAACGAGAUCAACACCAUGAACCUACUCAAACAUCCCAAAUUGCUGCAGUGUGUCGAUGCGUUCGAAACUUCUAACAGGGUCGUCAUGAUAACAGAAUACAUUUCAGGUGGUGAACUCUUUGAACGCGUCGUCGACGACGAUUUUGACCUGACGGAGCGAGAGGUCAUCAUGUACAUGCGUCAGGUGUGCGAGGGAGUUCAGCACAUGCACCAGAAUAACUUCCUACACCUCGAUCUCAAACCAGAGAAUAUCAUGUGUGUGGACAAGAUAGGAACAAGCAUCAAACUGAUCGAUUUUGGGAUGGCGCGGAAGUUAGAGCCGGAUGAGAAUGUCAAAGUGUUAUUCGGCACGCCGGAGUUUGUCGCUCCAGAAGUAGUCAACUAUGAGCGCAUCGGUUUCCCGACAGACAUGUGGAGUCUCGGAGUCAUCUGCUAUGUCUUGUUAAGCGGUUUAUCUCCUUUCAUGGGUGACACAGACGCAGAGACGUUCAACAACGUCACGGCAGCAGAAUGGGACUUUGAGGAUGAGGCGUUUGAUGACGUCUCGACUGACGCCAAGGAUUUCAUUAUACGAUUAUUAGUCAAAGAUAAGGAGCAUCGGCGCACAAUCGCGCAGUGUUUGGAGCAUCCAUGGCUAGUCAGAAAGACCCUCACGCACCGGCAGGGUAACAAGUUACGGAAUGCUUCGUUGAGACUCAAGGGCUACAUGGCAAGGCGGAGAUGGCAGAAAACGGCAACUGCAGUGAGAGCUAUCGGGCGUAUGACAGCAUUGAGGCUUUUCAGUAACCACAAAAAGACGACUGGACAAGAUCCCUUGGCAAGUAACGAUUCAGCUUCUCUGGCAGAGUUGCUGAAGGCAAAGCGAGAGGAAGACGCCUUAAGACUAGCGCAGGAAGCAUACCAGCAGAUCGAACCAACGCCUGGUGACGGUUCAAAUAUCGAUUUGAACGAUCGGAAUGAGGCUGUAGAGCGCCAGUCGUCCAGCGAUAUAAUAGUGCAAGCACAACCCUUGGAAAGUUAUCAAAUAGACGAGUUGCCUCCCCGCAGAGCUAUUGAUACCGAUACAGGUGGGGUAGGAGAUAACGCGGAUGAGUCGACACCGACCGUCACCCGCCAGAUCACUGCACGGGACACGCUGACUGCUGACACUGAAGCACCCUUCUCAAACUACGCCAGCGAUCUGACCAGUUCAGACCGCACUUCGGACUUGGCUGAGAACGAUCGAGCUUCUGAUCACGGUCUAGCUGAUUUCAACAGUCACACUUCGGACUCGGAGGACAUGAAUAUCGACGUGGAUAAUCCGGCCAGAGAAGUGACCGAUGCUGCCACCACAAUCCAGGCCGUGUAUCGGGGCCACAGGACCCGUAAGAGAACUUAUCAACACCCGGCAAUUCACCAAGACCUCCGCGAUUGUGAGGUCUUUGAAGGCAGUGCCGCGCGCUUUGACUGCCGGAUCUCGGGCUUCCCUGAACCGCAGGUGUACUGGUACAAAGACGGGAGGGAGAUCAAGGAAAGCCGCCACUUCAGGAUAGAAUUCGAAGGAGAGGAUCUUUGCUCGUUGAUUAUUCGGGAGGCGGGGCCUGAUGAUGAGGGGGUGUAUAAGUGUGAGGCGAGGAAUCCUGCGGGAGUUGCCUGCAGCGAGGCUGAACUCCUUGUAGAAGUUCUUGGAGGAGACGGAUUUGGCGAGGAGGAUCGGGCUCCUUCUGAACAGAGCUUGGUCGAGAAACGAGUCAUUGAGGAGCAAGUCGGACCACAGGAGAGGAUACAGUCAGACCAACUCGACCCGAGUAGCUCUACGGAUGUGACUACAUCCUCAAACAGGCAGAAACAAGAAAAAGUUACCCUUGCUAAUGAUUUUGUUACUGCACCCCAAAGCAAGGAAAUCCAGACGACUUCAAACCGAUCCGAUUUGGAUUAUCUCUCUGGAGGAGACAAAAGUUCGAGUGACUGGACACCGAGGUCAUCUCCGUGUACCAGCACCGGCGUGAGUCCCAGCUCGUCUCUGCUGGAAUUGGAUUCGUGGUACAAACGUGGACGAGCCAGUAAUUUUGACAUUCAUCACCAGGCCUCGCGUCAGAGCGGCAGUAGCACCGGCAAAGUCACUGAACGUAUCUCGAGAUACGACGAGAGACUAAAAGGACCCAAACAGACUGUGAACAGCGCCCGGGCAAAUUUACGGUCGACGGGAACGCGUUCAGGGCGAGCAGCAUCACCAGAAGGUAGUAGGUUUUCUAAAACAGCAGGAAACACUCCUUACGUUUCCAAUGUUGAGAGGCCUUCUAGACUGCGCCUCGCAGAGCUUGAAUCCAAACGGAAGAUUCGUUCGUCCAGCGAGCCUCCCCCGGAGUUCCAGCACAAACGAGAACAGAUUCUCACGCGUCAUUCCAAACCAGAACAAUCCAAAGCCGGCAAGAAUUACACUAGCAGGGAAACUUACGAACAACUGUUGCGGAGUUCUCGAGUUCCUUCCGCCGACGAGGGCUCGGCUUCUCGAUCACCAAAGCCGCAGCUUGCAACAAAGAUCUCUGUAUUCUCAGGCACUGGGUCGAACGGGAAAACGGACAAAAAAUCCGGCUCUGAAUCAAAGCCAGAUAAGAAAAUCUACGCUGGCAGGGAGAUCAAAGUGAAAUCUCUGCCCAAAGUGGUUGUCUCGAGAGAAGAGUCCCACUUGAAAGGUCGACCAAUCGAGUCGAUUAGGGUGAACCACGAUCGGACAAACGGCCGACUGUCAAGCGACGAUUCCCUUACGGACAGUGAGCGGUCCAGCACAUCCUCGGGGUAUCCUGAACCAAAGAAGCCCGUUUAUCGGACGGAGAAAAAUUUCGAGCUUCUGGGAGACCGGGCUUUCAACUCUCGGAAACCAGGUGCCGUUCUUGCCUGGAAAAUCGAGAAGUUUGCCAAGGGGAGCCCUCUAAAAAGUCCACGGGACCUGGAGGAGGAAACACAACAGCCAACCAUGCAAGCACCUGUCAGGAAGUGGAGUCCCUCGAAUGGGGCUCAACAGCGAAGAUCGCAGUCGGUGGAGCGGCCGUUGUACCCAGGACAAGGCGGCGGCUCUCUCGCUGCAAGAAUUGAGAAGUUCUCCAGCAAUACAACAAACACCCAAGAUGUGAAACUGAGAUCGGAAACACACGACCCUGUGAUCUCAAAGAAGUACGAAUAUAGCCAAGCUAAGGUGGCCGAUAAGGAACCAAAUAAAGAUCAAAGGAGACCAGAUAUAAACUAUGCAAAGAAAACCGAACCUACGUCCACGCGACAAAAGUUCCAGGGUACCAGCGAUAAAUUGCUGAAUAUUGAAAACGUUAAACUUACAAAGGACGCCAAUCAAGUGCCAAGAACAAAGCAGACAUCGGAUGCUGUCAUAAAUAUAACGAAGGGCAGUAAAGGCACGAUCGACAUUGCCAUCCCAGUGGGUAAUAACGAGAAGGCAAUUGAAGUUAGUAAAGCGAGUGUGGUUUAUACUCCCCCUCCGGAAAAGAAACAUCAAAUACCAAUGGGGAAAACGAAUGGUGAUGCGUCCUCUGAGAGUUUAAAGCCAGCCAAAGUGGAAGUAGUUUUGAAGUCUUCAGCGAAUGAUUUAUCUGCUGGAUCGUCUGCUUUGAUAACUUCAAUGUCAAGCAGUAAAACCUCGUCCCUGGGAAACGGGUCCAAGGAAAAUACAUCAGAGGCCAAACCGCAAGCCAGCAUCACAAUGAAUCGUCGAGGGGUGUUACCGGGAGGCAUCGGCAAAAUCACGGCCAAAUUUGAGAACGGCAAGGCGGUGGACACUCCAAGCAAAUCAAUGGCCAAGAUAGAACCGGUAGUCAUGUCACGGCUGAGCGAUAAGAAACAAUUGUUUGACGGCACUGGCAAGGCAAAAACUAACGGAAGUAGCGUCGAUUACAGGGAUGUUCUGUCUUCGUCAUCAGCGGGGAAAAUGAAAAGCACCACCGUCUCAAGCGCUGGCAAGCCCUCCGUGAAAAUUGCCAAAUCCCUGGUCGAAGUGAAAGCAAAGUCACCCUCUGCCCUUGCUUCCCGUUAUCAGGUGAGGUCUACAGCAGAUGAGAAACCGCCGACUUUCGUCCAAAAACCCCGCGACCAAACAGGUACCGAGGGGGGUUCCAUAUACUUUGCCGUCUCUGUCGAGGGAAAUCCCAAACCAGAUCUGUCUUGGCACUACAAGGGGCGUACCCUUAAAGACGAGGGGAGGUAUGAACUGUAUACUGAGAAGGACCUUUUCUUCUUGGAGAUUUUUGACUUGGAGCCCAAAGACGCUGGAGUGUACACCUGUCGUCUUGUGAACAAAGUUGGACGAGUCUCAGCCACUGCAGAGCUCAAGGUCACAGAAAAACCCAAGCCAGUCAUUCCAAAGGGACAAGCUCCAUCUUUUCUUCGCAGGAUUACGGACUGCGAAGUUUGCGAAGGCGACAGAGCCGUGUUUGAGUGCAAAGUUGCAGGCGACCCCUCCCCUGACAUCACGUGGAUCAUGGACGGCAAAGUGGUGCAGGAAGACAGACGCCAUCAAAUCACGCGCAAACCUGACGGUACAUGCGCGCUGGUCAUCAGUGACGUCACGGAAGAAGAUGAUGCUGUGUAUACGUGCACUGCUAAGAACGGCUUGGGCAUGGUCUCGAGCACGGCAGAACUCAUCGUAGAAUUCGAUACUGUUCCAAACCCCAAAGAACCAAAGAAAGAGGAAGUCAUUGAAAAGGUUUCAUCGAAAGCACAACCUAAAACAUCAAAAGUAGAACCCAAACCUGCGCCAAAGAAGGAGGAGAAAGUUGAGAGCGCUUUGAAGGAUGACACCAACAGUUUGAUGAAGAAACAAGAUGAGGAACCUCACGCUGAGCCAUCGCAGAUUGUUCAUCAUCAACCCCGCCGUUCGUCUCUCCAGUCCGCCGCCCCGGCAGCCAGACCUCCCGAGUUCAUCCUCCGUCCACGCUCCACUCACAUCACGCCGCCUGAGACGGCCCGCUUCACCUGCAUGGUGAAGGGCUUCCCGACACCCACGGUCACUUGGAAGAGGAACACGAAAAUCUUGAAGGAUGAGGGAAGGUUUGAAAUCUAUCAGGAUGGAGGAGAACAUUUCCUGGAGAUUUAUGACACCGUAGAUGAAGACGCUGGGCGGUAUACCUGCGUCAUAGCCAACGAGUUAGGCAAGACAACAUCGAGUGCGAAUAUUGCCCUAAGAGGCAAAGUUACAAUGGAUAUCCCGCCGAAAUUCAUCCAACGUCUGACAAACUGCCGUACCAAAGACGGUGGUGUGGGCCGAUUCUCAUGCCGGGUAUCAGGCGAGCCGGCCCCCACGAUCCAGUGGCUGUUUCUCGGUAAAGAGAUCUCCCCGGACGAUGAUAUCUACGAGAUCACGUUCGACGGGGAGAAGGCCACGCUGGUUCUACCCGAGGUAUUACCGGAGGAUGAAGGAGAAUAUGAGUGCAUUGCACGCAACAGGGCUGGUCAGGUGUCGUGUAGAGCCAGGCUAAGUGUGGAGAUACCCCCCACUGAGCCGGUAGAUGCGCCGGAGCCUGUCCUUCCAAACGAACAUGCUGCACCAACAGAACCAACCAAGAAAACACCCUGGCCUUUUGAAAGAAAGACUUCUCGGACGGAGAUAUUCCUACAGAGUACUCCAUCGGAAUCGGAAGAGGAGGGAAUGAAAUCCACAGACGUACCCAAGCAAGAACAGGUAUUCGAUUACAAAGAAGACACGCAAACGGCUUCGUCAUCUGAAUCGGAGGAGGACGUGCCUAAAGCUGAAACUUUGGAACACGAAAUGCAAAUAAUGGAUGUUCAGGAAGACGUCGAAGCGAAAAAGAAACCAACAGUUGAUAACAUUGGUAAUCAAGAUGCAGAAGGAAACCCUGCAGAACUUGAGUUGGUUCCAGAUUCUGAACCAGCUGUCCAUUCGAAGCCGACGAAGCAGCCCGAUGAAUUCUCUGUCGAUAGAUCUUUAGCCGACUCAGACACCGUUUCUGUUCAGAUAGAAUCUAACCAAAACGAGCCAGAAGCUUCGAGUUUUGACCUGAAACUCGAUCUGGAGUCAGAGUCAGAAUCAGAACUGGAAGCGAGUCUGAGGAUCGUAGAACCCACUAAAGACAUCAUGAAGGCCCAGCCUGAAGAGUGUCGUGAUUUGGAAAGGGUGGACACAGCCGCCGAGUUGCAAUCCGAGUCGCAUCUUGACGGCCUGUCAGAAAUCGACGUCUCGGUAGCCGAGAGCCACGAUCUGGAAUCCAUCACUGAUGACAGAAACGUAGUUUUUCUUGGCGAUGCUGAGGCAGAGCCGGCAAUCGAAGCGGAGACCACGACUGACGAGGAAUCUACCCCUCCAGCGACUGAGGCUCAGAGCAAGCCCGAGUUCUUACAGACACUGAGUGACGUGGAGGUCAUGGAUGGUAGUCCCUUAGCACUCACUGUAAAAGUCACAGGCAUCCCGGAACCUGAGGUAAUGUGGAUCUUUGACAGCUGCGAGAUUUUGGAGGAUGAUGACUUCAAACUUCUUCACGACGGUGAGCUUCAUUCCUUGGUCAUUCGCGAGGUGUACCCGGAAGAUGCUGGGGUGUACAUCUGCAAGGCGUUUAACGCGGCUGGUGAGGAUCAGUGCUCAGCUAAGAUUGUUGUCAAAGAUCCUGUGUUGCAGGGAACUCCUCCUAAAUUCACACAGAAGCCACGAUCGAUGACCGUAGACGAAGGCAGUAGCCUUCGUAUCACCUACAAAAUAGAAGGCGACCCCGAACCUGCUAUUACCUGGUCCAAAGACGGUCGCAUCAUCUCACCAGGGCAGCGCAUCCUCAUGAAGAAACUCGGCAUUGGGAGCUUGAGGAUCUUACAGAUCCCUGCUGCUUUGUCAACCGAUGCUGGGUCUUACAGCUGUAUGCUCAGUAACGCCUUCGGUGAGGAGAAGUGCAGUGUGUCCGUGGUCGUGCAUCCAUUGGAGGGGGAACAGACUGAUUUUCGACAGCUGUUGAAGUCAAGACCCCGACUUCAGAACAUGAACAACAAUAACACGAUCAAGGACAACUCUGACAAAAGUUCACCCGAGUCAGAAGCUCAGCAGUUAGACUUUCGUCACGUGCUCACGCGUCACGUGCAGACCAAAAAGGCGCCAAAGUUUGUGGAGGAGCUGCAAGACGUACGCACCAAGGAGGGAGAGCUGGCGGUGCUUCAGUGUCGAAUAGAGGGGAUUCCCAAACCGACCAUCGCCUGGACUGUCGAUGGCCGGGAAAUUCGAGAGUCCAAAUACUUUAAAAUGACAACCGAAGGUACUUUAGUGAAACUUACGAUAACAGAGGCAUUUCCUGAGGACGAGGGUGAAUAUUCAUGCAUUGCGUCCAAUACAGCUGGUCAAGACAAGACAACGUCAGAUCUCAAGAUUAUCCCAUGGGAAGAGGAUGAAAACGAUGAUGAUGAAUUAUUUAUCAAGUCCCAGGAAUCCUCUAAAGUUAUCGAUAGCCCACGAGACCAUCUUGAUGAAGUCUUUAAGAGGACUUUAACAAUAUCCGAGGAUGACGAUGAUGAGGUUGCCGACAAUCCAGACGCUCCUCCCCAUCCAGCCAUCACAAUCACCGAAGCAUCGCCCAAGAAAUCCAAGAAACCUCCCCCAGUUCCCGCCAAAAAGACUUCCCUGACGCGCAUGAAGGCGCCCUCAUUCGACGAGCCAGAUUCCGAGCGGCCUGGCAAAGCCGCUGAGCCGAGAGCAAACACGAGCGGCGAUGGAACAGCUGACAGCGAACCCCCGACUCGACCACAGUUUGUUCAAGGGCUUUGCGACAAACAGAUCGUGGAAGGCACUGCGGUCGUGCUGGAGUGCCGAGUCACGGGCGAGCCUGAACCGGACAUCUACUGGUACCGUGACGGAGUGGAGAUCGGGGAGACAGACCCCAAGUACCGCUACGAGUUCGAAGGCGAACACGGUGUGUCACUAGUCAUUAAUAAUGCCAGAAUGAGUGACGCUGGGACGUACACGUGCAAGGCUGUCAGUGCAGCUGGGUCAGCCGAGAGUUCAGCUCAACUCAUCGGAGGAGUACCGGCCAAAGUUGAAGGGGGUCCCAAGAAUAUCCAGGUCAUCGCAGGUCAGACCCUCACUAUCUCCUGCCAAAUAACCGGUUGCCCAGAACCGGAAGUCACGUGGACCAAAUACCGGAAAGAGGUGGAGGAAUGUGAGCGCAAACACAUAGACGUCACCGACAGUACUACAACACUUGUCGUCCGCCAAGCAAACGAAGCGGAUGCCGGGCGAUAUACUUUGUCUGUCUGUAAUGAGCUGGGAGGAGAUUGCUUCGAGAUAUCUGUCAGUGUUGUAGACAAGCCAGACCCUCCAGCUGGCAAGCCGACUGCAUCUGACAUCAGCCUUACCUCCCUCACUCUGUCCUGGCCUGGCCCCUCCUAUGAUGGAGGGAGUCGCAUUCUUGGCUACGUCGUCGAGAUGUGUCGCGCCGACGAGGACAGGAAAUGGCAGAACGUCACUUCCACAGCCAGUACCUCGCAUGUCAUUAGUAACCUGAAACCCGAAGUGGAGUAUCUCUUCCGGGUCAGUGCAGAGAACGAACAUGGAGUCAGCGAGCCCAGUCCGGUGUCAGACCCCGUAUUGACCGUUGUGGGAGCUGCAUCUGACAGAGAUGAGAAGACUGGUGGGGAAUCUGAAGAGGAGACGGACGAGUUUGUAGUGCGUGGUAACGUCACCAUCCGGACUGACAAGGAGGUCACUGAUCUUUAUGAGAUGAAGGAACAAUGUGGCAAAGGGCGCUUUGGCGUGGUGUAUCGUUGCCUGGAGAAGACAACAGGCAAACAGUUCGCCGCCAAAUUCAUCAAGAUCAAAUCAUCUGACCGUGAAGCAGUGAGAUCAGAGAUCCGCAUUAUGAACGAGUUACACCAUCCAAAGUUACUACAGUGCGUGGAUGCCUUUGAAGGGCCAAGACAAAUGGUGAUGGUCAUGGAAUACAUCGCUGGUGGGGAGCUGUUCGAACGCGUCAUCGACGACGAUUUCGUCCUGACCGAGAAAGAUGCCAUCAAAUUCAUGCGUCAGAUCUGCGCAGGCGUACACUACAUGCACCAGCAGAACAUUCUCCAUCUGGACCUCAAACCAGAGAACGUCAUGUGCAUGGACACCCAUGGCUGCCGUAUCAAGUUGAUAGACUUUGGCCUGGCCCGGAAGUUUGACCCCACCAAGAGCACAAAGGUCAUGUUUGGCACGCCAGAGUUUGUCGCCCCUGAAGUGAUCAACUAUGAGCAGAUAAGCUUUGCCACGGAUCUAUGGAGUGUCGGCGUCAUCUGUUACAUUUUAUUAAGUGGUUUGUCUCCGUUCAUGGGUGACACGGACGCAGAGACGCUCAGCAACGUCACGGCAGCUGAAUGGGACUUUGACGAUGAAGCGUUUGAUGACAUCUCGGACGAAUCGAAAGAUUUCAUAGAAAAAUUACUGAUCAAGAGAAAAGAAAAACGCCAGACCGUUGAGGAUUGUCUCAAGCACAAAUGGCUGAACAAAGACAUCAAGACAAUGAAAGCGACUCAACUGUCAACGGCCAAACUCAAGAAGUUCGUGGCCAGGCGCAGGUGGCAGAAAACCACCACUGCCGUCCGGGCGAUAGGUCGCAUGGCUUCACUAACCAUGUUUGCUGGAUUGAAGAAAGCCAACGAACAGUCUCCACCGUGUUCACCGACUCGUAAAUCUCUCCUGAAAUCCACUCUUAAGAAAGGGCUGGAAGAGCCUCUUUCACAUCACAAAGAGGAGGAAAGUGGCAGGGAAGAAGUGGAUGGUUUGUCCAAGACAUCAACAGAGCAGAGCUCCAGAGAGAGAUUAGUUGUAGAGAAAACAAAUUCCUUAGCAAAAGAAUAUGAGCAGACAAACUCUAAAGAGAACAGUAACUCAGAUGAGAAAUCAGGAAAUGAAAUGAAUGGUCUUGAUGAUGAUAAAACGAACUCCGUGUCAUCCAACUCAACCCAGUCUGACGAAGUACCGGUUGCAGCGCGCAGUUGCCUGCCAAAAAUCACCAAGCCGAUCAGGGACGCUACGGUGUUCGAAGGGGACUGCGCGCGCUUUGAUUGCCACAUCGAGGGUGAACCGGAACCGGAAAUCACGUGGUACCAGGACGAAGAAGAGAUUCAGGAGAGCCGUCGGUUUUUGAUGGAGCAAGACGAUGAGGGUACUUGUUCGCUAAUCAUCAAAAAUGUAUGUGAAGACGAUGACGCUGAGUACAUGAUUGAGGCUGUUAAUUCGGCUGGAAAAGCGUCUAGUAUAGCAGAACUCAUUGUACAUGUCCCACGUAGGAAGUGAGCGCAUUGUGCAACCCAUCAAGCAUCUAUUUUGCUGCAUUUUAGCUGUUUCUGUAGCCUCUACCACCAUCGUAGAUAAGGUUUAACCCUGAACUGACAGAAGCAGAGAAACGAUUUUUCAAGGUUGCCUUGUUUAACGUUUGUCUUGUGAAAUGGGUGAGUGUCCGCCGCUCGAGUUGAAGUGCGCCCUCACCUGCAAAGAAGAGACCGGCUUGUGAAGUUUUUCAAUCUAACUCCGGCAGCAUCCAGCGCACACGCGAAGAUCAUUGCAUAUGAACGUGGCUAUCGACGAUUCGAACCAUUAGAAAUUGGUCGCGCGUGCGCACGCCCUCUUUUGUUCCCGCCCGGAGCAGACAGAUGUAUGCCACUUUCCCUCCAUGGUAAUUAACAAAAAUGUAUGUAGCCCCCUGCCAAGCCAGCUAACAUUGUCUAACAUUUCCAGUCAUUUACAGUACAUGUAAACAAAUGGACGGACGAUUUCGGAGGGUACGGUACUUAGCCUGUAGUAUUCAGUGAGAUUCAGCGUAAGUCAACUUUUAUUUUCUUUCAGAGACUUUUUUGAACUGUAUGUAAAUAUUACUGUAAAAAUUAUUCUGCUUGUUCCCCUUUUGUUCUCCAUAAGUUUAAUUGGUUUAUUUUGUUGUCGUUUAUUUUAUGAGAACUUGUCGAAUUUGUUUGUUCGACAAUGUUUUGAAAGUUGGUUUCGCACGUUUCAGAGUAAACUGGCUGAUUUGUUGCAGCGUUUUCAGCAACGAAAUCUACAAUACGCCUUAUAGUUUUUAUGUUAACUUGAAUGUUUAACUGCUUGAAAGUUACCACAAUAUUUUGGUUGUGUGUCAGAUCAGUUGCUUGGUAUUGGCAGCACCCUAUCCUGUUUUUGUUUCCUUUUUUUGCACUGCUUUUGCUUGUGAAGUAUGUUUAUCAUUUAAGUGUUUUUUGUUUUGUUUUGGUGUUUUGUUUUGUUUUUUUGACAAAAAAAGUUUUAAUUUGGCUUAAAUCCACCUCUCCAUCAACGAGUGUAGUAAAUGGUUUCGUUCAGGAAGGAAAUCGUGUAUAGAUAUUGAAACAUUCAUUUUUUACCAUAGAAAUUAAGACUUUCUGUACUUCAGACUUUGGUUAUUAAUUUAUUUCACGUUUUUAUAUUUUUGAUGUUUACAAGGAAUCUGAAGUCUUAAUUCAUUUUUAAAGCCUUUUGUAACUGCGUUAUUUUAUUUUUUUUAUCUCGAAUGGUACGAGUGAAAUAUGCAUGUAGGAUUUCUCCUUUUGACCUCUAGUCUUAAAUUAGCAUUUUUGUAUUUCAAAUUGUCACGGCAGUCAAAAACGCUAACCAGAUUAAUAUACGUAGCUCCAUUUAUGACAUGGACGAUAUAUAUACCAUCGAACAUAAACUGUAUAUUUCACCUUUUGUAAGCUACACGUUUGUAUUCCUGAAGCAUAAUCAUUUAUACUUCGUUAUUAUGACCAAAUUGAUGAAAUAAUUCUGUAAUAAUUUUAAUGGAGUAUAAAUUGGGGCGACAUUGUGUUGUUCAUUUCAGCCAGUGUGAUACGUCAUCAUUUUCAGAGACACUAAGGUCAAGUUGCUAUUUCAAUUUGGUAUUUCCUUGUAGAAGAUUGGAUUACGAACUUUCAGGAAACAGACAUUUUUAAAACGCUGUCGAAACAUCCGAUCGCGAAUCCUCAAAAUAAUGGCAUUGUGGCUAUUCUUGUGCAUUGUUUUAGUGCACGUUUUACAUACUAUGCAGCUUUCUUCCAAGAAGUCUUCUGUUUAAAACCGUCAGUCAUUUUAUAAAUUCUUGUUAAUAUUUAAACUACUUACCAUAAGAAACUUUGCAUGGAAAAUAACAUCGGAAUGGUCGUCAGGAUGUAGCGAAGAGGGUAUCGAAUAGUGAAUAUAAUCAUAAUCGGAGAGAAUAGGCGUACUCGACACUAUCCGGAAUGGUCUUGCAUGUUAUCGAAUAAAGGUACAGUAAAAUCAACUACUUCGCGGUCAAACCCGUGCGGAUUUCUGAGUUAAAAAUUAAAAACAAACUUCAA
Messenger RNA from Acanthaster planci (crown-of-thorns starfish), 13245 nucleotides. RefSeq names its product myosin light chain kinase, smooth muscle-like. Gene Ontology annotation, biological process: protein phosphorylation. Lineage: Eukaryota; Metazoa; Echinodermata; Asteroidea; Valvatida; Acanthasteridae. The record is from RefSeq and is a predicted model, not a curated record. Gene Ontology annotation, molecular function: ATP binding; protein kinase activity; protein binding.